AUGGGAUUCCAUAGAUGUCCACAGGAAUAUGCUGUGUAUAAACUCCAAAAGUCAAACAGGUCUUUGAUUGCCGUGGUCUAUGUGGACGACCUAAUUGUGACAGGUUCAAGUGAAGAACUAGUUGCUGAAUUUAAGAGAAGGAUGUUGAAGUCUUUUGAUAUGAGUGACUUGGGAACCUUAUCCUACUACCUGGGGAUAGAGGUUUACCAAGACAAGGAUGGCAUUACAAUUGGUCAAGCAGGGUAUGCUGAGAAGAUUUUGCAAAUAGCAGGCAUGGGAGAGUGCAACCCAUCUGAAUAUCCUAUGGAACCUCGACUGGGUUUGACAAAAGAUGAAGAUGGAGUACCAGUCAAUGCUACCGAGUAUGGACGCCUCAUUGGAAGUCUUCGCUAUCUCAUCCACUCAAGACCUGACUUGAGCUACUUAGUAGGAGUAGUGUGUAGAUACGUGGAAUCACCAAAGCAGAGCCACCUCAAAGUAGUCAAACACAUCUUAAGGUACAUAAAGGGGACAACCAACUUUGGUCUAAUGUACAAGAAAGGUGGUGAUAAAAGGCUUAUUGGAUUCAGUGAUAGUAGCCAUGGAAUGGAUAUCGAUGGAAGAAAAGGUACAACAGGAAUGAUUUUUUAUCUGUUAGGUAAUCCAAUCACAUGGUCGUCCCAUAAACAACACACUGUGGCCCUAUCUUCCUGUGAAGCAGAGUUUAUGGCAGCAACUGCAACAGCAUGCCAAACACUGUGGCUAAGGAGUCUCCUCAAAGAAUUGAUUGGUUGGAAGGAAGAAAGUGUCAGGAUGUAUGUAGACAACAAGUCAGCCAUAGCCCUUAUGCAGAACCCUGUUUCCAUGGGAGGAGUAAGCACAUUGACACCAAGUUCCAUUUCAUACGAGGUUGUAUUGAAAGGAAGCAAAUUGAGGUGA
Messenger RNA from Lactuca sativa (garden lettuce), 918 nucleotides. Lineage: Eukaryota; Viridiplantae; Streptophyta; Magnoliopsida; Asterales; Asteraceae. The record is from RefSeq and is a predicted model, not a curated record.